CCAACACGGAAGUGCUUAGCAGACAGGAAGUAAAGACCUCAAGUCACUAAGCUUCUACAUGCCAUGAUGUCGACUCGUGUGCUUUUGUUUUUCUGUCUGUUUGGUCAAAUACUGGCUAAAGAAUCUCCUGAUGUGGAGUGUUUAGUGAUUAACCUGGAAUCUCUGCGUUGUAUGUGGAACCUGCAGGGGACUCCACAAGUCAACUACACCUUUUAUAGCAGGUCCAGAAAUCUGGGAGGAACUAUCUGUGCUGAAUACCUGUCUGAGAAUGGAACAAGAAUAGGAUGUACACUUCCCUACAUCACACAGCAGAGAUUCGACUCAUUUUAUACUAAACUGUGGGACGGCAACAAGGCCGACCCACCUCUAGAUCGUGUUCCAGAGGUAAAACAUGAUCUUAAAGGAAAAGUGAAAUUAAACCCACCAACCAACCUGACAGUAAUGAAUGGAUCCGACCUGAACCUGUGGUUUUACUGGAACCAGACUAUAACAUAUUGUGUGGAGAGUGAAGUCAGAAUUAGGAAAAACAACAACAGCUGGGAGGUUUCACCAAUUUAUAGUGGGCCGCAGAGUUAUUGCCAAAACUUACCCUCCAGCACUGCCAGAUAUGAGCUGCAGGUCAGGAUCAGGUUCAACAACUUCUGUGGGCAGUCUGAGUUCUGGAGUGACUGGAGUGACCCUGUGGUCUGGGGAUUCAAUAACACCACAGUAUCAAAUAUUAAAAAUGAGGCAAUGCCAGUGUGGACAGCAGUGCUGUAUGUGGUGAGUGCCAUCACCCUCAUUCUUCUGGUUGUGAUCCUACUGCACAAUGAACGAAUCAAAAUCAUCCUGAUUCCUCCACUUCCCAAACCAGCUCUGAACUCUCCUGAUGUCGAGGAUUGGUUUCAUUUCUCUAAAGGCCUUAUUAAAGAAAGGUUUAACACCAACUUCAAUGAGCGAGCCUGCACCGUGCGUGAGUACCAGCCAGUCUCUCGGUCUGACAGCAAUGGCUCUGACAGCUCUCGCCUCACCACCACCACGGAUCAAACCGACUGCUCUAUCCCCAUCACAGUGAACGAACCAGAGGACACGUCUGCUCCUUUUUACACCACCGUAAUUGGUUCGGAAGAGGAGCAGCAGGUUUCUGUGUAAAUGUCACCUCAGGCAAAUUUACAUGUCUCAAAGUAAAAAAAAAAAAUCCUUCUUUUUAUUUUGCGACAGAUCUCCUGGGUUACUGGAGGAAUAU
Molecule: messenger RNA, 1225 nt
Organism: Xiphophorus couchianus (Monterrey platyfish)
Lineage: Eukaryota; Metazoa; Chordata; Actinopteri; Cyprinodontiformes; Poeciliidae
Product: cytokine receptor common subunit gamma-like
Exons: 8
Coding region: 64-1131 (355 amino acids)
Biological process (GO): cytokine-mediated signaling pathway
Cellular component (GO): external side of plasma membrane
Molecular function (GO): cytokine receptor activity; protein binding
Source: RefSeq, a predicted model, not a curated record